AUGGCAAGAAUCACCUGUCAAGUUCUUGCUACUCUGCUCCUGUAUUUCUCUAGCUUCUGCUUUUCAACCAGUACAGACUGCUCGUCCAGUACUGGAAACUCAAUACGAGCGAAACGAGGAUGUCCAAUGUCUCCCUAUGCAACGUUUUUGACCGAGGACCAGCAGGAAACUCUACACGAGCUUGUAACGGAAGCUCGACAGCAAGGAGCAGACGAGUAUCAAGUAAAAGAACAUAUUGACGCUUACAUAAGCAAAAUAUUGCCGCCGCAAAGGUAUUCUGAAUUUCAACAAGCCUAUGAACGAUUCGAGGCUGAACGACGAGGGAAACGGAGCGCCGAAGAGAAACAGCUUCCUAAGAAAGUCUAUGAUCUUGUCGAUCAAUACUCGGGAUCAUCGCUAGAUAUCGACUACAGCAAAUUCUACAAGGAUGACGUGCGAAGACUGCGGAACCUAUGA
This is a messenger RNA of Cylicocyclus nassatus, 456 nucleotides long. The record is from the annotation of a GenBank genome assembly. NCBI's taxonomy places the organism in Eukaryota, Metazoa, Nematoda, Chromadorea, Rhabditida, Strongylidae.